UUGUUUAGUUACUUCUUCUAUAUAACUUUCGAAAAUUCGAUCUGUAAAGACUAUCUGACGGAAAAGUUGUGGAAUCAAGGAUUUCAAAAUACCAUUAUACCGUUGGUACUAAAACGUGAACAAGUUGAGCCCUAUGUACCGCCGCAUUCGUUCAUUGCCGUUGACGAUUUCAGCGAUGCUGAACAACUUGCAGCCUAUUUGAAGUAUCUGAUGCAAAAUAAAACUGCGUACAUGGAAUAUUUUAAUUGGCGAAAAGAGUACAAAGUAAUUUUUUUGGACGGUUCAGCACACGACAGCUUGGAAAGACCAUGGGGAUUUUGUCAACUUUGUCGGUAAGA
Messenger RNA from Enterobius vermicularis (human pinworm), 338 nucleotides. The record is from the annotation of a GenBank genome assembly. Lineage: Eukaryota; Metazoa; Nematoda; Chromadorea; Rhabditida; Oxyuridae.